AGCUGCAGUAUCUCGUGCACCGCAGUCCGCUCUGCUCGCGAUCAAGGGAAUCAUGAUCUAACUGGGCUUCCGUAGGUCCCUUUCUGUAGUGGGCAGGGCCAAGGGAGGGGUGACCCUACCGGAGCCGCGGCUGCCAGCGACAUGUUCAAGGUAAUUCAGAGGUCUGUGGGGCCGGCCAGCCUGAGCCUGCUCACCUUCAGAGUCUAUGCAGCACCUAAAAAGGACUCAUCCCACAAAAAUUACAUGAAGGUUGAUGAGCUUUCACUCUACUCAGUUCCUGAGGUUCAAUCUAAAUAUGUGGAGGAGCCAAGGACUGAACUUGAAGAACAUUUCUCACAACUCCGACACAACUGUGAGCCAUAUACAACUUGGUGUCAGGAAAUAUACUCCCAAACUAAACCCAGGGUGGAACGCUUUGUCCAGUGGGGAUCAGACAACUACGAGUAUCUUCAAAAUGCACCUCAUGGAUUUUUCCCAAGACUCGGUGUUAUUGGUUUUGCUGGUUUUGUUGGACUCCUUUUGGCUAGAGGUUCAAAAAUAAAGAAGCUGGUGUAUCCUCCUUUUUUCAUGGGAUUAGGUGCCUCUAUCUAUUACCCACAACAAGCCAUCUCCUUUGCCCAGGUCAGCGGGGAGAAGUUAUAUGACUGGGGAUUACAAGGAUACAUAGUUGUCGAAGGUUUGUGGAAGGAACAUUUUCAGAAGUCAGGAAAUGUGAAGAAUUCACCUGGAAAUAAAUAGAAAACUCCAUGCUCUGCCCAUUUUAAUCAGUUAUAGGUAAACAUUGGAAACUCCAGACGGUAAAUCAGUAUUUCUACAGACAAAUGGCAGAGUCAGUAUUGGAUAUAGUAAACUGGCUUUCUUCAUCAGGAACAAACAACACUAAGCCUUUUUUCCUAUUUUGGGUGAUAUCAUAUUACAGGCCAACUAAUCUGCAAUCCUUCACAUGGAAAUAAUGUACAAGCCUUAGAAUUACUAUUUAUGAACAAAAUUAAAAUUCAGAUUCAAACAGA
Messenger RNA from Acomys russatus (golden spiny mouse), 1010 nucleotides. It is a transcript of the gene Apoo, whose product is annotated as apolipoprotein O. The record is from RefSeq and is a predicted model, not a curated record. The coding region runs from base 142 to 738 and encodes 198 amino acids. The transcript has 9 exons. Gene Ontology annotation, biological process: cristae formation. Lineage: Eukaryota; Metazoa; Chordata; Mammalia; Rodentia; Muridae. Gene Ontology annotation, cellular component: MICOS complex.